UUCAUCCUUCGAAGCUAACGCUGUUUCCACCAGUUUCUCCAGUUCAUUUGGAGCACACCAGUAUAUAAUUUGUCUGCUGUACAAGCCCUUGAGCGCUUCUGUGCCAGUCUAAAGAUACUGUAUAGUUCUGACAGCCAUCUGUAUGUGAUGGCAGUUGUGAAUGGAGACCAUAAAAAAAUCAGCAAAAAGGAGCGAACCAGUCACAGGUUUGACCUUGAACUUGUUUCACCAACUCAGGACUCUUUUAGUGAAUUCUCAUACCUUCAAAUGGUGCGGGAAAGGAAGAAGGAGGUGAAUAGUACAAUGAGUGGGUGGAAAACACAGAAACUAAGCAUCAGCUCAAGUUCAUUAUUGAAUGACACUAGCUUUUCUGGUCUGUCAGGAUUGAAUGCCAGUGGCUCCAGUCAACAAAUGGCAUCGAUUACAAGGAAGCUGGAGGAAAAAUAUAGGUCCAAACCAUCCAAGAAACGGAAACGUAUCAUUCAUGACUCGGAUUACAUAGACCGAGGGUGUGGCUACGAUCUGGAUGAUCCUUUUGUGGAUGACUCUGAGUUUUAUGAAGAUUUUGUGCCAGAUAACGUGGAUACCAAGUUUGGUGGUUUCUACGUCAAUACUGGGGAACUGGAAUUUAAGGCAGCAGAAGACAUUAAUGACAUAGAUUUUGUCGUGAAAAAGAAGCCAAAGAUCACGAAACAGCCGAGUCACCAAACACCACAGGCCAUAUUAGCAAGCCAAAAACUAAAAAAAGCCAAGCAACAUGCAGCUCUUCAUAAAGCACCAAGUGGAACUAAGAAGUUGCUGUUCACAACAGCCACUUCUAGUCAAGUUUCCAUCAAACCUCCCCCUCCAAAGAAACCUCGCAAGAAACUACAUACCGAACCUGCUAAACAGGCACUCUCCAAGUAUCCAGCUGUUCCGAUCAGCAUUGGGGAGAAAUCUGUAUCUGUUCUCAUAUUUCCUACUGCUGCAGAGGGCCCGAUAACAUCUUCAGAUACCAUUCAGGGUGUGCCAAGUAUUUCUAGUCAGGUGAAGAAAGAGAAAAUAGUGGAGAAGCCACCUCCUGUUUUACCCAGUAGCCUACCACAACCUGUACUGGACACUGUUACUAAACUGGCAAUGAAAGUGAUUGCUGAUCAAGCAGAAGGGAAGGUGACCAACAGGCAACGAGAAGUAUACAACGAGAUACUUUUGAAGGUUGAAUCCGCUUGUAAGAGUUUGCAGAUGAAGACAAGGAAUGCGGUGUUUGAGUACCUAGCUCACAGACUUGGAGUGGCCAGGGGUACCCUCACCAAAAGGAUGAAGCAACUAGCUAAGAAAAAAGAAGAUGAUGCUUUAGAGGGUCCAAUCUUGAAUCUUAAACAAGCUAUUGAACUCAGCAUGCCCAAGCAGUUAACCCUGUAUGAGGAGGAGCUAAACAAAGCAAGGUCGGAGUCCACGUCUUCCUUAAUAGAUAAGAGUACCGAAGUGGAUGAGGACACUCGAACUGACGAUGUAUUUGAUGAGUCAUCUCUACUACCAGUACCAGUCAGUCAGUUUUCAGGAGGGCAAGCAUUUACAGGCCAAGUGCCAAGUAACCAGAGUGUGUCUGGGCAAGUGGAGGGGGUCACUACAAAGCAGAAGAGACUUCCCAGGAAGAAGUAUCGUUGGGCAGAGAAUGAUGAAGUCAAGAGACUUCUGAGUGAGGUGGUUAGAGUGAAAGUUCAUAGUGAAGAAACAUUUAGUCGUUUAAACAAGGAGAAAGGAGAGGAUGUCAUUAAUCAAUUUUUAGAGGACAAGAUUAGGCUGUUAUGGCCAAAGGGAUGGAUGCAAAAAAGCAUACUAUACAAGAUUACUGAGCCAAUACAUAAGAGCUACACGACUCCACUCCCAAAGAAGGGGAUCCCUACCAUAAGGAAAGAGAAACAGCCCUGUGCUACAGUCAAGAAGCAAGCCAGCCUUUCAGGCAUUCCUCAGCAGCCAAAAAAAGUGUCCUAUUCGCAAUCUAGUCCAUCUAUGGAUACAUUAUCGACAACUGCAAGCACUGUGUCUCCACGAUUAAUGGGUGUGGUGCAAAACAUGCUUACUACGAAUCAUGAUAUCAAUAGUGUUGAACGAAUGAUUUCUAAUGCCUCCCAGGCAGUCGUGGAAAAACACCAACAAACACUAAGCCUAUCCUCCUCUCAAACUGCUGCGAAAGCUAUUGGAUCUUUACCACAGACCAUUAUGUCUGGAGGGCAACUUGCUUCAUACCCUGAAGCCACACGAAUUAUUGGAAAAAAUCCUACUGUGUUCUCAAUGUCCAAUUUGAAGAGUGUAAAAACUGGUUCAAGCAUUGUUCAUCCGUUGAUGGCUACUAAGCCUAUUCCUGCAGUAAUUUUAGCUCAACCAGUGGUGUCAAUCACGAAAGUGUCCCAGGAUCCCCCAAAAGUACCACCAGUCCAGACGGUGUCUGCACCAAGAUUACAACAUUUCAAAGUCAGUCAAAUUGGAGCCUCUUCUAGUCUAACCCCUCUGUCUCACUCUCAAACCAGCACGCUGUUGCUCACAGCUCAAGCUCAAAGUGCUUUUUUGAAAUCCAAAAUUCCUACAUCAACUGUUCCAAAAUCUGCUAUUGGCACACCGACCAGUGCUAAAACGUCAAUUCCGGAAGUGUUUGCUUCAGGUCCACAAGUUCACUUCCCAAUUGAGACACCACACAUUCUGUCCGCAAACCCAAGUGCGGGCACAUUUCAAUCUCAUGUCAGCAGAGUUCACCCAACUACUGUUUUUUCUCAUCAACUCAAUACAUGCCCUCAGCAGAGCCAACCACAAACUCUAAUGUCUCCACCAAAGAUCAAGCCCAACAAAAUGCCUUGUAUUCAAAAUGGUCCUUUAUCGAACCAAGUAAGCGAUCGUAUGACUAGUGUAUCUGCUAACAACCCAGUGCAAUCUCCCGUGGAACAGAUUUUCCAGGAACACUGCUAUCUGAAGACCGAUAGUGGUGUUGGUGUAGGUGUAGGUGCAACUGCAAGGUCCAGUGGUGCCUCUAGUGUGAAACUUGAUCAAGAGAUGCCCUCAUGAUUUUGGUACUGAUUCAGGGCACACUGAUAUUGUAUUGUCUGUUAAUUUGUUUGCUGUUGUAUAAACAAUUUAUGAUUUCAAUGGGAUUUAGCCUCAGUCCCAAGCCAAG
Halichondria panicea is the source of this 3148-nucleotide messenger RNA. RefSeq names its product ubinuclein-2-like. The transcript is spliced from 17 exons. Bases 148 to 3039 code for a protein of 963 amino acids. The record is from RefSeq and is a predicted model, not a curated record. Gene Ontology annotation, cellular component: nucleus. NCBI's taxonomy places the organism in Eukaryota, Metazoa, Porifera, Demospongiae, Suberitida, Halichondriidae. Gene Ontology annotation, biological process: chromatin organization.